AGGGUUCGCGUGGCGGGCGGCCGCGGCUGCCCCUCUAAACGCCGCGCGUCUGAAGUCGCGGCCUCUCGGAAAAGGCGUCUUAAAACGGCUAGAAAGUGAUGAAGCAGCGGGGAUGUUUUGCUCUUUUCCUUGAAAACUUAUCUAAUAACUCUCGGGCGGAGGUGUGGAGCCUGGGCAGCUUCACAGGUGUUUGUCAGGAGAUGAAUUGUUGAGAGUUGGGGGGUUUCCAACCACUUGGACUCAACGAACGACCAAGUUUUCGUAUCGGGGUACCCCCGUCAGAGCCAUUCUGCCUUUGUGGGAAAACUCUGAGGUCCUUUCGUGAGAAACGCCUUGACCCUUCUUGGGUCGGAACCUCUUCUUCUUCUUCUUUUUUUAAUUAAUGUACAAACUUUUUUUUUUUUUUAAGAUUUAUUUGUUUAUGCAUACAAGAGCUGGGGUACAGGCCAGAGAUGUGUGAGGUGAGAGGAUUCACAGAGCCAGAGUGGGGAACAGAACAGGCAGACUGACUGAAAGACACUGCUGAGGGGAGCAGCAGGCGAGACAGGAGAGGUCUGCCGCGCCACAUGCGUUACUCCCUGGCCGGCAGGGGAUCGAACUCGUGCUGCAGAGGCUGCGGAUUGCUUCAUAGUGCGGUGCUUAACCCCUUGUGCCACCAGGGAGGCCCGGAACCUCUUCUUCCCUGCUCCCAAGAUGACGCCACAGGACUGAGGUGUUGGGGGAACUCCUCAGCAACUUCCCCCAAAAUACGAGGAGAUUGUGCUUGCUGUACAGAUGCCGCUUCCACGAAAUGCUCUGAACCCCCAUUUCCAGCUAGACUUGUGCUGAGAACUCAUAGGAAGGUUGGAGCCAUACUUCUCUGAGAUGUCACUUGCAGGUAUUUUACAAGUUUGACCCCAAGGCUUGGUUGUCAGAUGUUCACAGAAGUACACCUGUCAGAUUCCCGAUCUCAGAGACCCAUGUUCCUCAGAACCAGGGCACAGGCCAAUGCACGGGAAGGUGAGAGGAUUCACCAGAUACAGAGCGGGGAAAAGAAGAGGCAGAUGGACAAAAUACACUGGUGAGGGGAGUAGCGGGCGAGACAUGAGAGGUCUGCUGCACCAUGUGGGACCCUCGCGGGCAGGCCAGGAUCAAACCCACACUGCAGAGGCUAUGGACAGCCUCACAGCGCUGCGCUCAACCACCUGCGCCACCAGGGGAGGCCCAGGGGUGGCAGCCCAGGCCUGGGCAGCUUCAGCUGCCUCUUCUCCUUCCUGAAGCCUGGCAGCCAGUUUCCUCCUGUGGAUGAAGGCAAGAGCUUAAGAAAACGAGGACCUGCCUGUUGCUCAUGGGGGUUAAAUGGCUUCCUGCAAAUCCCCCAAGAGCUGCAGAGUCCUCCCUCUGUGGCCACACACAACCCCCUACUGGUGGCAGCUGGGUUCAAUUGAUCUCUUAAGACUCCAGCUUCUCUUUUUACUCCAAGGUGGUUUGCUUCUUCCAGUCAAUAUGCCAACUUUCAAGGCUCCAGAAGAAAGGCUGAGAAAAUUUAAGUACCAUGGCAAAGAUACAUUUAUGCGGCGGCAACAGCGGAUGGCCGUCAGCCUGGAGCUUCGGAAGGCCAAGAAAGAUGAGCAGGCCUUAAAGAGAAGGAACAUCACCCACAUCUGCUCAGACAGAGCUUCUGGACAGCUGGCCGGAGAGGUCAACCUCACCCUACUUGAAAUAAUCCAAGGUGCAAAUACCUCUGAUCCAGACUUAUGUUUCCAGGCCACCCAGGCAGCCAGGAAAAUGCUGUCCCGGGAAAAGAACCCUCCUCUAAAACUGAUUGUAGAAGCAGGACUCAUUCCCAGACUGGUGGAGUUCCUGAACUCUUCCCUUCAUCCAUGCUUGCAGUUUGAGGCAGCCUGGGCUUUGACGAACAUUGCUUCAGGGACUUCAGAACAGACCCGCGCUGUUGUGGAAGGGGGGGCCAUCCAGCCCUUGAUUAAGCUCCUGUCUUCUCCCCAUAUGACUGUGUGCGAACAGGCAGUGUGGGCUCUUGGUAAUAUAGCAGGGGAUGGCCCACAGUUCAGAGACAUCAUUAUCUCCAGCAAUGCUGUCCCACAUUUGCUUGCCCUGGUUUCAUCAACCAUACCAAUCACGUUUCUGCGGAACAUCACGUGGACCUUGUCCAACCUGUGCCGAAACAAGGACCCGUACCCUUGUGAAAAGGCGGUGAAGCAAAUGCUGCCCACCCUCUUCCACCUCCUACAGCACCAAGACAGCGAGGUCGUCUCGGACACCUGCUGGGCCCUGUCCUACCUCACUGACGGCUGCAACAAGCGCAUUGGCCAAGUGGUUGACACAGGGGUCCUGCCCCGGCUAGUGGAGCUCAUGACCAGCUCAGAGCUCAACGUCUUGACCCCCUCUCUCCGCACUGUGGGGAACAUCGUCACGGGCACAGAUGGACAGACCCAGGUGGCCAUUGACGCCGGCAUGCUGCACGUGCUGCCACAGCUCCUGAUACACCCCAAGUCCUCCAUCCAGAAGGAGGCCGCGUGGGCCCUGAGCAACGUGGCCGCAGGGCCCUGCCAGCACAUCCAGGAACUGAUUUCUUAUGGCAUACUGCCUUUCUUGGUGGCACUGCUCAAAAAUGGAGAAUUUAAAGUCCAGAAAGAAGCUGUCUGGACGGUAGCUAACUUCACAACGGGGGGCACCUUGGACCAGUUAAUCCAGCUUGUCCACUCUGGAGUCUUGCAGCCACUGGUGAAUCUGCUCACUGUCCAAGACACCAAGAUUGUUCUCAUCAUCCUUGAUGUCAUCUCAUAUAUCUUCCAGGCUGCAGAGAGACUUUCUGAGAAGGAAAACCUCUUUCUCCUGAUUGAAGAAGUCGGUGGUAUUGCUAGAAUCGAGGCCUUGCAGCUUCAUGAGAACCGCCAGGUUGCCCUGACUGCCUCAAACAUUAUUGAGAACCACUUCUGUGAGGAAGAAGAAAAUGGCAUACAUCAUCCAGCCCAGGGCCAUGAAUUGUUAAACAAUACCAAAGGCCCACAACUUCUAAGCCAACAACCAGGUUCUAAGGGAAGCUUCUUUAAGAAGUAGCACUCCAAUAUCUUAGUGUACCACAGGUGUAAUGCUUUUUAUCUGAAUAUUAAUAAAAUGUUUGACACUUUUGCC
This is a messenger RNA of Talpa occidentalis (Iberian mole), 3135 nucleotides long. RefSeq names its product karyopherin subunit alpha 7 (gene KPNA7). Gene Ontology annotation, cellular component: nucleus; cytoplasm. Bases 1339 to 3060 code for a protein of 573 amino acids. The record is from RefSeq and is a predicted model, not a curated record. Gene Ontology annotation, molecular function: nuclear import signal receptor activity; protein binding. NCBI's taxonomy places the organism in Eukaryota, Metazoa, Chordata, Mammalia, Eulipotyphla, Talpidae. Gene Ontology annotation, biological process: NLS-bearing protein import into nucleus. The transcript is spliced from 15 exons.